UAACCCGGAAACAGUACACCGGAAGUGGAGAACGUCAAACGUCAACAAACAAGUUAAAUAUAAUUGUUCAUCUACAUCGACUUAUUAUGAAUAUUUCAAAGCGAAACUACAUGGACGUUGGAGCUGUAGCACGUGACAGCUCUAUGAUUAUGUUUCCUGCCGCUGACAGAAAUAAGGAAGCCAUUUUAGACGUACUUGAGAAGUAUUUUCCACCUAAAGGGGGCGUUUCGCCAGCUACUGAAAAUGUAAACAAAGAAUUACCGGUACAAGCUUUAGAGAUAUCGUCAGGAACUGGCCAGCACGUGAUUUAUUUUGCUAGUCAUCUACCCCAGAUACUCUGGCAACCAAGUGAAUAUGACAAAGAUUAUAUCAAGAGCAUAAGCGCUCACAUCAAACACUCAGGUGUUACAAACGUACUUCCACCUGUUCAGGUAGAUAUUUCACAACCAGUUGAAGAUUGGAUGCCUUCAACAAUAACCUUAAACUCUUGUGACUUACUGCUCAAUGUAAACCUAAUUCAUAUCUCUCCUUGGCAGUGUGCAAUAGGUUUAAUGAAGGCAGCUGGAAAAUUAUUAAAAAAAGAAGGAUUUCUGUUUAUGUACGGGCCCAUGUCAGUACAUGGAGUUAUUAGCCCAGAAAGUAAUGUUAGAUUUGAUCGCUCUCUAAGAUCACAGAAUUCUUCAUGGGGAUUACGGGACAUUGACGACAUUGAGUCACUUGCUACAGAAAAUCAACUGAAAUUACAUCAAGUUGUUGAUAUGCCUGCUAAUAACAAAACUCUAGUAUUUGUAAAACAGUAGGAAAUUAAUGCAAAGUUUCUAUUAAACCUAGUAAAUCAGUCAAAAAGUUUCUUCACCAUAAUCAUUUUUAUUAGCCCACUCAAAGCAGAACAGUAGGACCUUAAACCCCAUUUGUUUUCAUUUCAUUGGAUCUGUCAUUGAGUUAGCUGCCGUGGUUUCGAUCGCCAGGUUGUACCUGACAAGGAGCAAGGUUGAUUGUCCAACCUAAUGGGUUUCUCCAGUUUCCUCCCACUGCUAAAGACCCC
Patella vulgata (common limpet) is the source of this 1045-nucleotide messenger RNA. Its product is annotated as methyltransferase-like 26. NCBI's taxonomy places the organism in Eukaryota, Metazoa, Mollusca, Gastropoda, Patellidae. Bases 87 to 800 code for a protein of 237 amino acids. The transcript has a single exon. The record is from RefSeq and is a predicted model, not a curated record.